CUGGAGGUCUGGAGAGCCAGAGGAGAGGAGUAGCGGACGCGGUGCCCUGUUCGCGUACGCAAGGAGGAAUUCGCCGCGGAGUCCUCUCCAAACUUCGCGGGGAAAAAAAUUCGGAGCCGCCGAGCGGCGGCGGCGCGGCGGGGAUGGAGUACCGCGACAAGCUGGUGCUCGCGCCCAUGGUUCGCGUGGGUACCCUGCCGUUUAGGCUACUGGCUGCUGAAUAUGGUGCUGAUAUCACUUACGGAGAAGAAAUAAUAGAUCAUAAGUUUUUGAAGUGUGAACGUGUUACAAAUGAAUCUCUUGGUACUACUGAUUUUUUGGAGAGAGGGACUGAUACUGUAGUAUUCCGUACUUGCCCACAAGAAAGGGAUAGGGUUGUAUUCCAAAUGGGAACAUCUGAUGCUGUGAGGGCACUGAAAGCUGCUCAGCUUGUGUGUAACGAUGUUGCUGCUAUAGAUAUCAACAUGGGUUGUCCCAAAUCUUUCUCUCUUAGUGGUGGAAUGGGAGCCGCAUUACUCUCCAAACCUGAGCUUAUUCAUGAUAUUUUGACCACAUUGCGGAGGAACUUGGACACUACCGUGACAUGUAAAAUCCGUCUUCUGAACACACGCCAGGACACUGUGGAGUUGGCUCGCCGAGUUGAGAAGAUUGGUGUUCCAGCCCUUGCUGUCCAUGGAAGAAAGGUCAAAGACAGACCAAGAGAUCCUGCUAAGUGGGAUGAGAUUGCAGAUGUUGUGUCUGCACUGUCAAUUCCAGUUAUAGCUAAUGGAGAUGUAUUUGAAUAUGAGGAUUUUAAAAGAAUUAAAGAUGCUACAGGUGCCGCUUCUGUAAUGGUUGCCAGAGGUGCCAUGUGGAAUGCCUCAAUUUUUUGUCCCAAAGGAAAAACACCUUGGGAGGAUGUCAAAAGAGAGUACGUGAGAAAGAGUAUUUUGUGGGACAAUGAUUUGAAGAGCACAAAACAAACCAUAAAAGAAAUGAUAAUGCACUAUUCUUGCCUUGAAUUCCCUGAAGGAAAAGGUGUGAACAAGUGUGAUACAAUAGCUGAUUUAGCGAAACUAUAUGGGGAAGAGUACUACAAUUUCGUUCUUUCAAAUAGGAAUUGAACACCUUGAUUUUUUCUAACAUCCAUGUUACACAGGAUAAUAUUCUGUUUGGUUGUUGGACAUCACCUAUGGGUGGGGCUUCAGUCUCGAUCUCUCAGGUUCUUAAAUCGGGGUUCUGGAAGCACCAAGUGUCCAAGUCUGCAUCACCGUUGACAUCAGAAAUUAAAGCCGAUUCACACGGGUAAUUCUUUUGGGUUAGCUUAUUAUAUCACCAUAUCUAAGACAAUUGCUGCAGUAGACAAAUUAUGGCGUGGUUGUCAUCUUGUACACUUCCAGAAAUUCAGUUUCUUGCAAUAAGUAAGGUUAUUAAAGGUCAAAUGAACUAAACUUGUACACCAAUACCUAACUCCUCAACAAACCUAUUUUUAUAUUUUACUGGAGCGAAAUAAAAGCUCGUGCCUUAUCUCAAAGCUAGAAUAUGUAAGCCAAAGGAGGUCCUCUACCUCGUGAGAAGGCUCUCAUCGUCAGUUUGUUGGUCUAUCAUCCGUAGCUAAAAUUUGUAUUUUGGAACUUAAUUUUGGAGUUAAUUUUGUUUUUGUAUUUUA
This is a messenger RNA of Oryza sativa Japonica Group (Japanese rice), 1648 nucleotides long. RefSeq lists its product as uncharacterized. The record is from RefSeq and is a predicted model, not a curated record. Gene Ontology annotation, cellular component: cytoplasm. Gene Ontology annotation, biological process: tRNA dihydrouridine synthesis. Lineage: Eukaryota; Viridiplantae; Streptophyta; Magnoliopsida; Poales; Poaceae. Gene Ontology annotation, molecular function: tRNA dihydrouridine synthase activity; flavin adenine dinucleotide binding.